CGGUAGUUACUAAUUAUUAUUUUUGUUGCUGCUGCGGAUAGACGCCAGCAAACGAGGCGAUCAAGUGCGGAUGUAGGAGUGGUAACAUCAACUGUAGUUCUACUGGUGAAAAUUGUGAAUGAAAAUGUACGACCAACAAGAAGACGACCGUGGAUAUUUGGUGUAUGCUAACCGUUACAAUGGCCAAAUUCAACCGGAUAAUCCAAACCUGACUUACGUAGUGAAUAAGAUCAAUGAAAAGUUCUCGGCAUCCAAGUACAGUACCUACAGAUGUGCUUGCAAAUUGUUCGCACUUCAACGGGCUCUUUACACGUGUUACAUUCCAUUCCAAUCGGUGUGCACUAUACUUGAGCGUCAUCGCCUCAGCCAGAUUGAUAGCGCUCCCUCUAUCAAGCCGAUCCAACUAACUGCGGUGCUACAUGAUGUAUACUUUGCUGCGGAACAACUGGGAUGUUUCGCUGAUCUCCUACAACAACCUGAUCGCGAAACGUUGAUCGCUACACUGGCAGGAUUAUUCUGGGCAGUUUACGAUCCAAAAAGGUGUAAUCCAUUAUCCAUUCUCGAGUUGAAACAGACAUUCCUGUUGCUGUGUGAGACGCAAAAUUUUGAACAGGUCGUAUGGGAACACUUUCAACUGACGAGUGAUCACAAUCUCUGUGUAUCAAGACAUCGUUUCGAAGCGAUGUUGAUGAAUCUGGCUAAAUUGUUAUCGUUUCUGGGAGAACCGGAUCAUUUGAAAUCGAAGCUGGUGCAGGAGAUCGUGAAUGAAUGUUUCGUGAACUAUCCUGGCUUGGUAGGUCUAACGGAGUACCAGUUUACCUGCCUGUGGAAGUUGUCAUCGAAGUUUUCCUAUUAUUCAAACGUAUUAGCCCUUGCAAAGCGACUGAAGGAUUCGGAAUUUAUAGUACACAACGUACAAUGUGGUGCUUGUCGGGAAGCAAUCCAAGGACUUCGCUUUAAGUGCCAGAAAUGUCGUAACCUGUCUUUAUGCAUCGAUUGCUUCAGCCAAGCAUACUCCAGUAAAAGCCACAAUGUUGGUCAUAAAAUGUACGAGAUCAGUGCAAAUGAAAUGUCUACCAACAAAAUAUCAACUUUAAUGCUCAAGCUUUGCAAUAUGUUUAGUCGUUCGCCAAGUACUCAGUCUCAUCGGCAGCAACCAUCCACGUUUGACAAUAUGGAGGCGAAGUUGAUUGAUACCAAUGCUGUCGAACUGCAAGAAGUCGAACAACCACCAGCUGCUAGUAGCACUCUCCGUGGAACGCUUUCACGUUCACUGAACUCUUCCAGUUGUGCUUCGCUCAGGAAAUCUUCCAGCAAAAACAUCAGUAUUUUUAGCAACAUUGAUUGCCAACUGUUUACGAGCACGCACAGUCAAGCGUUAGUUGAUAAACUAACUUCGAUAAUGGAUAUUUUCGAAGAUGAUUUCGAAAAGUAUCGUCUAAAGUUGGCAAAUUUGAAAACCAAUGGCACCGUUGACAAAGGGCAAAUCGAGUAUUUCGAAGCUCAUGGUAAAUUGGUAACCGAGCAAUUGAAAGCAUUGAAGGAAGUGUGCUCUAAGGUUAGCCGUGGUUUUCCUCAAAGUUCCAGCACUCCGUACCGUUCGACCAACAGUGGAAGCGCCAAACGUGUUUCGCUGGCCAUGGCCAGUGCGUUGGAUAAAACUAUUCAUGGAGCAGAAUUGAACAAAUCCUAUGUGAACGACCAACUCCAACCGGAACUCUCCGUUCGUGACAUCAGUUCGUGGUUCCAUCUGAAUAAACCGUCCGAAACCAUACUAGAGCAGAUGGAAGCUGACGUGGCUUUGAAAGUGCAUCUUAACACAGACACUGCUGCUACUGUUGAUGAGCUAACCCGCUGCAUAGAUAAUCUCAAAAUCGACACUCAGAUGGGCAACUUUAAGGAUCUUUUGCUGAAAGUUCGUGAAAUAGUGGACGACUCCUACAGCGAUAAUACGGAACUGGCCCGAACAACGCAGCAAUUGGAAAAGGCGCUGGAUAAAAUUAUUGCCGAAGAGGAACGCAAGCGACUGCAGAGCAUUUAAGUAGAAAUUUCACGUCAAAGGAUUUCUUCCAAUUCUUUUUUUUAUGAUUAAGGUGACGAUUUUUAUAUCAAUUUUAAGAUCUACACUUAAGAAAG
Molecule: messenger RNA, 2136 nt
Organism: Ochlerotatus camptorhynchus
Lineage: Eukaryota; Metazoa; Arthropoda; Insecta; Diptera; Culicidae
Product: dystrobrevin alpha-like
Exons: 4
Coding region: 119-2041 (640 amino acids)
Biological process (GO): synaptic signaling
Cellular component (GO): plasma membrane; synapse
Molecular function (GO): zinc ion binding
Source: RefSeq, a predicted model, not a curated record